Messenger RNA from Girardinichthys multiradiatus, 4937 nucleotides. RefSeq names its product histone-arginine methyltransferase CARM1. Gene Ontology annotation, biological process: peptidyl-arginine methylation. The record is from RefSeq and is a predicted model, not a curated record. Bases 59 to 1804 code for a protein of 581 amino acids. The transcript has 16 exons. Lineage: Eukaryota; Metazoa; Chordata; Actinopteri; Cyprinodontiformes; Goodeidae. Gene Ontology annotation, molecular function: protein-arginine N-methyltransferase activity.
AGAGCACUGCGUGGUUGAAUGUGAGCGCCAUCGACCUGUCUCUACUUCCAGAUCGAAGAUGGCGGUCUCUGUGUUCCGCGGCGUGCGGCUCCUCUCUAUCGGAGAUGCGAAUGGAGACAUACAGCGGCAUUCAGAGCAGCAGCCGCUGCGGCUAGAGGUGAAAACCUCACCAGAUGCUGCCCUCAUCAAUCUCUCCAAUGGAGAGGAGACGAGUGUGUUCAAAUGUUCAGUUUCACGUGACACAGAGUGCAGCCGCGUGGGGAAGCAGUCAUUCAUCAUCACCUUAGGCUGCAACAGCGUCCUCCUGCAGUUCUCUUCGCCCGCAGACUUUCAGUCCUUCUAUAACCUUCUGAAGAACUGUCGGGGGCAUGCUGGCGAGUGCUCCGUCUUCAGUGAAAGAACAGAGGAGUCCUCUGCUGUACAGUAUUUCCAGUUUUACGGCUACCUCUCCCAGCAACAGAACAUGAUGCAGGACUAUGUUCGGACAGGGACGUACCAACGGGCUAUUCUCCAGAACCACACUGACUUUAAGGACAAGGUGGUACUGGAUGUGGGAUGUGGAUCAGGAAUCCUCUCUUUCUUUGCUGCCCAAGCUGGAGCCAGGAAGGUGUACGCAGUGGAGGCCAGCACCAUGGCACAGCAUGCUGAGGUUCUAGUGAACAGCAACCGUCUAAGUGAACGUGUGGUCGUCAUCCCUGGGAAGGUGGAGGAGGUGUCUCUGUCUGAGCAAGUCGACAUCAUUAUUUCAGAGCCCAUGGGCUACAUGCUGUUCAACGAGCGGAUGCUGGAGAGCUACCUGCAUGCCAAAAAGUUCCUCAAACCCAACGGUAAAAUGUUCCCCACUAUCGGAGACGUCCACCUGGCUCCCUUCACGGAUGAGCAGCUCUACAUGGAGCAGUUCACCAAGGCCAACUUCUGGUAUCAGCCCUCCUUCCACGGUGUAGACCUCUCUGCUCUCAGAGGAGCUGCAGUGGACGAGUACUUCCGCCAGCCAAUUGUGGACACGUUUGAUAUCCGCAUUCUGAUGGCCAAGUCAGUUAAAUACACGGUGAACUUCUUGGAGGCCAAAGAGGAGGAUCUCUAUAGGAUAGAGAUUCCUUUUAAGUUCCACAUGAUGCACUCAGGCCUUGUGCAUGGCCUGGCCUUCUGGUUUGAUGUGGCGUUUAUGGGAUCAGUGAUGACAGUAUGGCUGUCCACGGCACCCACAGAGCCUCUCACCCAUUGGUACCAGGUUCGUUGCCUGCUGCAGUCUCCCCUCUUUGCUAAAGCUGGGGACACACUGUCCGGCACUGCGCUGCUGGUGGCCAACAAAAGACAAAGCUACGACAUCAGUAUUGUUGCCCAGGUGGACCAGACCGGAUCAAAGUCCAGCAACCUCCUGGACUUGAAGAACCCCUUUUUCAGGUACACAGGCACCACCCCCAACCCCCCUCCUGGCUCACACUACACCUCCCCAUCUGAGAACAUGUGGAACACUGGGGCAGCCUACAGUAUGAAUCAGGGGAUUGCUGUAUCAGGGAUGCCAGCAGCUUAUGACCUCAGCACAGUCAUUGGCAGUGGCCCAGCAGUGUCUCACAACAACCUCAUCCCUCUAGUGAACACAGGGAUUGUAAACCACACCCACUCGAGGAUGGGCUCCAUCAUGAGCACAGGAAUAGUUCAAGGAGCCACAACAGGCCAGUCAGGCCCCAGCAGCAGCGGUACUUACUAUCCCAUCACCAACCAGUUCACCAUGGGGGGCGCUGCCAUCUCCAUGGCUUCACCUAUGGUCAUCCCCAGCAACACCAUGCAUUAUGGCAGUUAAAAUGAAGAUCUUGUAAAGACAUAUUUGACCCUCGGCACCUCCCUGCAUGACAGGAACUUCCCCCUUAACCCUCAUGGACCCACCAUCCACAACCAAAACCAGAAAACCAAAACUAGGGCUGUGCUGGCAUUUCCCUGACCUUUUCACCGGCCUCUUUCCAGUUAAGUCCAUCACUAGACAAACAGAUGAACGCUUUGUAUCCGUCCACUCUAGUCUUGCUGAAGGCUGAAGCUUCCUUUUGGUUCUCCCAUUGGAUUUUUAGGAGCUUUUCAUCUCUAAGAAAGUUUUAAACACCUGUUGCUCCAUGUGUAUUGACUAUAAUUCAAGUCCAUCCACACACUGUUCCUUCUUCCUCUUUUUUUCUUAAGUGUCUUGACCCUUUAAGUGUUUGUCUUCACCCGAGUAUCAGCUGUUUGCUUGAAACCAGCAUCAUUCCGUUCUACCGCGCUCUACCCUGUACAGCAGGGACUCCCAACAACUCAUCUGUGGGCUUCUGUCUUCCUCUUCACAUUGUAGAUCCACGUUUAAAGGCCUGACCUCUCUUUCAAGGUGAAUAAAGUAGCACUCUUGUGUGCUAACCUUCCAGUCAGGUUCUCACUUUUAGGUUUGUUUUUCAAAGAAAACCACCACACUGAAGUACAUCUCAUGUAAAAUUUGAAACAUCAGCUUUUAGGAGACAUGCUGGUCACCUUCCAUGCUGACUGAUGGUAUCAUACUUGUGAUGAUUUGUGUCUGCGGUAAGUUUAAGGUCUAUGUGCUUAGGCAGAUGUUCAGUGUAUUUGAAGAAGCUGGCAGUGUAUUGCUAUACUGAUGUUACCACAGUUUAACAUGAAUCUGCUACAAAUGUUCCUCUUGAUUCACAAGCUAGGUAAUGUUAGGUAGUUUAUUUGUAUCAAAUUUAAAAUGUUUACCUUGAAAAAGUAGUUUUUAUAUAUCCACCCACAUAAUAUAACUUUAGGAAGGAAUACUCUCCAAGCUAUCUUUACAUGCACUCUUAACCAACAACAGCAGGGGGCAGUGUUGAACAGCUAUUUUCAUACUGACACAAACAGCAGAAAAUGGUCAUUCUGUCCUGUUUCUAAUUUUAAACUCUAAGACGAUGGGUUGUAAAGUUAGUGUGCUAAUGGUAACCAAAUGAUCUAGAAAGAAACCUUUGAAUAAAGGAAUAGAGACUGUGUUUUGGCUCCUUGCUGAACUGUGAUCACUGGCUCACCUGAUAAACUGCCUCCACUUAUGGUGAGUGUAGCUUUACAGGCUCAAGAUUUUUUGCAAUUUGCAGGUUUAAAGUAUGAUGAUUUACAAGUUGGCCAAUAUGUCACAUAGAGCUGCUAUUAAAUGGUCUGGCAGCCAUUUAGAUACAGGCAGCUGAGAGAUGCAGGAUAUUUAAAGAUUUUAUUCCGCUUAAAUACUCAACAUGGAAGGUGAUUAAAGUGACACUCUGCUGAAACAUUUAGUCAAGCCUAGAAGUGGGUUCAUAUAGCUUUCUGCUCCUCCAAGCAUCUCUGUGUGUUCUUGCCUGAGAGGAUGUAGCUUCAUCCUAGCUCUGUUUGAGGAAAAAGCUAGAAGAGCAACCCAGAAGGAAGCAAUCAACUGGAACCAUGGCAGAAAUGGCGGCUCCUCUCUCAUGCUUAUAUGUUUUCCUGCUUCAGAAUUUCCUGAGACUGUCAAAAUGACUUUUAUGUCCAGGCUUUGGAGACUGAGCUCCUCCAACCGCCUCCCUCCUCAUCCGUUCACUUACCUUUGACCAUCAGCAUAUCACUGUUGUAUACACAGCCUCCAUCCACAUCUACUUUUAUCAUUAAAGGAAGGAGAGAGACUGACACUUUUAUGCAUUACUUUUGGUGUCACAACUAUUGGAACUUGAUUUUGCAAGUUUUAGGAGAGCUUAGGAAAAUAUGUCUUAGUGGGAACUAUUUUUUUGGGAUUCUUUUUUUCUUUCACAAGAAAAUAAAAAAAUAAAUUAAAUGUGGAGAUGUUCCAACCCAUUCUGGAAUCCUGGAAUGUUGUAGUACUUUAGUUUGUUCUUUCCUCUUUGUAAUAUAGACUGUGAACACAGCAGAUGUUUUUCCAUGUGUGUGUGGUAGUUAGCCUAUAGUCAUACUGUCCCUUUCAUCGUGGUAUCAUGCUCUGUAUGCAGGUAAUGGCAUCCACUGUUGAUCAUGAAACAGUGUAAAGGAUUACUGUCAUUUGUGUGUGUUAACCAAUGAGAAAUAACAUCUUUGACGCUGUCUGACACUGACUUUUCUGCUCAAAGAACUGCUUUAAACAGUCCUAAAGGUGGCAGUGUUCACCCACUUCACACUGUUAUGGAAUUCUUCACUACUCUAACUACUGCCUGACACCAGAUCCAGCUGCAAAUCAACUGUAAGCUAUCAAAUAUUUAGUAACACAAACAAAUAUCACAUGACUCAAGGGUUCACAAAGCAAAUCAAAUCGGAGUAAGAAAGGAAGGGAUUCAAGUUACUUUGAACAUGGUUGGUACCAAAUGUGUUGAUUUGAGUUUGAGAAACUGCUGACUUGCUGGGAUUUUCACACACAACCAUCUCUGUCAAUGGAGAAUGGGCAGACUCAAAUAGACUGGUUACAACCAGGUUGUUUAACCCUAGAAAGUACUUUGACAGCCUCUGCACAUGCUGCGCCUGUUCCACAAACUGAGCCACCCAGCACACCCACAUGCAGAAGCAGAUUGGCAACAGCAGCAGAAGGCCAUACCAGGUGCAAAUCCUGUCAGCUAAAACAAGAAAGUCAUGAUACAGCCACACAGACUGGGCAGAACUGGACAAUAACAUUGAUAAAAUGUUUUCUGGUCUGAUGAGUCACAAUCUAAGCUGAAAUAGUGAGAUGGUAAAGCCAGACUUUGACAUGUUUAUACAGCAUGAAAUGCUCAGAUCUGUCCAACCAUGUGUUAACAGUUCAGACUAGUGGUGGUGCUAUAAUGAUGUGGGAAUAUGUUCUUGGCACACUUUGGAUGCCUUUGUACCAGUUUAGUAUUGUUUAAACAAAGCCAGCUUGGCUCAGAAUAAUGAUUGUUUGCACAAACAAAGAAUAUUACUUUGGUUUUAAGCACUCACAGCAUUCAAACAUUUAGUACAAGUAUAUAAACUUUAGAGGAAAUAAAGAUAAAGGAACUGUA